Molecule: messenger RNA, 1080 nt
Organism: Aspergillus saccharolyticus JOP 1030-1
Lineage: Eukaryota; Fungi; Ascomycota; Eurotiomycetes; Eurotiales; Aspergillaceae
Exons: 3
Coding region: 1-1080 (359 amino acids)
Source: RefSeq, a predicted model, not a curated record
AUGGCGGACCCUUUCAAGACUCUGGAUGUUGCCUCGCGCUCCGAAAUAGUUGACGCCAACGCUCCGUUGUCUGUGUCUCAACACCAAUACCACAUAGCAGGGAUACUCACGACAGUUUUCGGUCUUGACGAACUGCCAUCGGAGGGGUCAGAAGUCGCCUGUCUCUGGCUACUACAUCCGAGGCUGGCUAGUCAAGAACGCAUGACUAGUAUCGCCACGGCAGUCAUCGCCGACUGGAACGCCAAGAUGCCUCGCUCCGAGUCUGGCUAUACCCGCAAAGGCCUGAUAGCUGUAGCGUUCGACCAGAGAAACCACGGGACAAGGCUUGUUGAUCCCCUAGCUAAUGAAGCUUGGAAACAAGGGAAUCCUCGUCACGCGCAAGACAUGUUUUCAAUCUUUCAGGGUACUGCUCGCGAUGUAUCCCUCCUGAUCGACUAUAUUCCUUCUUUUGUCUUUCCCAAGUCAGAACGCCAAAUAUCCGAUAACCUGGUACUGGGUGUCUCUUUGGGCGGGCAUGCUGCCUGGAGCUGUAUUCUGCAUGAGCCGCGCGUAAGUGCGGGCGUUGUCAUCAUUGGCUGCCCGGACUAUGUAAACCUCAUGGCCGAUCGCGCAAGAUUGUCGAAGCUGCCAUCGUGGACAGAGAGUGAAGCUCCUGGCUCCAAGUUUCUGGGAUCCGAGGAUUUCCCAUUCUCGUUGCUGGACGUGAUGGGCCCAAUGCUGGGUAUCAGUGCUCUCCGCAGCGAAUCGUUGCCGAUGCCUACAGAGAGUGAGCAGGCCUCUCUACGCCCUUUAUUCGAGCGGUGCUUGGCAGGAAAGAGAAUCCUCAACCUGUCUGGCGGUGCGGACAAAUUGGUGCCUUACCAUCGGGGAAGCGCAUUUUUGACUUGGUUGAAGCAAGCAAUCUCACCUAAUGGCUGGUUUGCUGGUAAGGCGGUUACCCUCGAAGACAUUAUUGAUGAGAGCGCAGGCCACGAGGUGACUCCGAAGAUGGUCGAUGAGGCAAUCCGGUUCAUUCAUGAGACGCUCGAGACCGAUAGCGCUGGUCCUAGAACGGGCUCCGUACGAGAAACUAAGAUAUAG